CGCAAUAGUGACCGCAGGAGGUGAAACAGAAACUGAGCAAUGGCAAAACUUCUCGCAGCUUUGGGGGUGCUGCUCACCCUGCAGAUGGUGAGUUCCACCAUGUUGGUGUGCUACGUUACCAACUGGGCCCAGUACAGGCCAGGAGCGGGCAAGUUCACACCUGCCAAUGUGGACCCCUUCCUCUGCACACAUGUGGUCUACACGCUUGCCACCAUCAGCCCCGACAACCAGCUGGUCACCAUUGAGUGGAAUGAUGAGACCAUGUACGAACAGCUGAACGAUCUGAAGCUGACCAAUCCCAACAUGAAGACUCUUCUGUCCGUCGGAGGUCUGGUUAAUGGAGUCAGUCCCUUUGUCAGCAUGGUCUUCACGCCAGAGGGACGCAACACGUUCAUCAGAUCUGCCUUGACCUUCCUGCGAACUCAUAACUUCGACGGGCUGGACUUGGCCUGGGAGUUCCCAGGACAGAACGGCAGCCCCCUGGAUGACAAGCAGAGGUUCACUGUCCUGCUCACAGAGCUCAGAACGGCCAUCAUGCAAGAGGCCAUCGACAACAAGAAACCCCCCCUCCUGCUCUCCAUCAAGGCCGGAGCUAUGAGGGACACCAUUGACUACGCCUAUGAAGUCCCUGAAGUGUCCAGCCAAGUGGACUUCAUCAGCAUCAUGACUUACGACUACCAUGGAGCCUGGGAGAGCAGGACCGGACACAACAGCCCUCUCCACAGCAGUGGCCUGGACACGGGAUCCCAUGUUCACCACAACAUCGAGUCCACAGUGACCUACUGGCUGGACGAAGGGGCCGAUGCUGGCAAGCUGCUGAUGGGCUUCCCCACCUACGGCCGCACUUUCCACCUCACCACCUCCAACACCAACCUGGGCGCUCCCGCGGAUGGCCCAGCCAACGCCGGCCCUUACACCCGCGAGGCUGGCUUCUGGUCUUACUACGAGGUUUGCUCCUUCACAUCGUCUGGCACCGUUUCCUGGAUUGACGAGCAGAAGGUCCCCUAUGCAACCCAUGGCAGCUCCUGGGUGGGCUAUGACAACAAGGAGAGCUAUGCCGCCAAGGCCGCAUGGCUGGGGACAAAGAGCCUGGGUGGAGCCGCCGUGUGGACACUGGACCUGGAUGACUUUGCCGGCUCCUUCUGUGGGGAUGGUGCCUACCCUCUGGUCAAUCACCUUCGCAACUCUCUGGGCUUCCCACCCAAACCUACCACCACCGCCGCCCCCACCACCACCCCCGACCCCAUCAAGGACUUCUGCAAGGGCCGCCCCGAUGGCCUCUACCCCAACGCUGCUGACGAGACCACCUACUUCCAGUGCUUCCGUGGAAACACCUACCUUCACAGCUGCCAGCCUGGCCUGGUAUUCGUGGACGCAUGCAAAUGCUGCAACUACCCAUAAAUGUUGUGACUACCCCCCUUCUAAGUUACUGUGAAAAAAUGAACAUGAACUGUAUCUUGUGAUUUUGUAAGGAAAUUCCAAAAUAAACUAAGUUACAUAACAG
Molecule: messenger RNA, 1504 nt
Organism: Engraulis encrasicolus (European anchovy)
Lineage: Eukaryota; Metazoa; Chordata; Actinopteri; Clupeiformes; Engraulidae
Product: acidic mammalian chitinase-like
Exons: 12
Coding region: 40-1401 (453 amino acids)
Biological process (GO): carbohydrate metabolic process
Cellular component (GO): extracellular region
Molecular function (GO): chitin binding
Source: RefSeq, a predicted model, not a curated record